AUGUCGGACAUCAAAGUCACACCUCUGGCCCCCCCAUCCGGCUCAGACAUACAUUUUGGAGCCACCGUCACCAACGUCGACGUCGAAAAGUUGACUGACUCCGACUUUGACAUCCUGCACUCCGCUCUGUUCAAGCACCAAGUCCUCAUCCUCAAGGGCCAAUCGCACGUGUCCCCGGCAGCGCAGUACGCCCUGACGCAGCGGUUCGACCCGUCAGCCGCCGGGUCUUACGGGCACGGCAAGACGGUCGACGCCAAGCGGUCGGUCCUGCACCCGGAUCUCAAGACGAUCCCGCACCAGCCGCAGGUGCAGGUGAUAGGCAACGGGUUCGUGCCGUCGUACGAGGGCCUGACGGACGUGCAGCUCCGCCACCCGCACCACCGCACAUUCCACGAGACCGUCAUCCCCGACGCCGACGACCUGGACUAUACCCGCUUCUACAGGUGGCACAUCGACGCAGCGCUGUACGGGCUCGCGCCGCCCGUCGCCACCACCCUGCUGGCCGUCAGGGUGCCCAAGGGCAGGACCCAGGUGGUCCGCUACGACGACGGCACGGGCGACGAGCUCUCCGUGCCGCUGGGCACCACCGCCUUCGUCGACGGCAGGGACAUGUACGCCUCCCUCGGCGAGGAGGACAGGCUCCUCGCCCGCACCACCCGCGUCGAGUACGCCGCCCACCCCUACAUCUGGAUGUCCACGGCCAAGUCCCGCCCCACCGGCCUCGGCAUGGUCAGCCGCGGCCUGGAGCUCGCCGACGACGAGCUGCCCGCCGUCGAGACGGACAAGAUCCAGAUCCUGCCCAUGUGCUGGAGGAACCCCGUCACCGGCGAGCUGUCCCUCCAGAUCCACCCUUCGGCCGUGCGUCGCCUGCACCUCGCCGACGGCUCCGUCGUGGACGACCUCGAGCAGGUCAGGGAUAUCGUCUACCGCCUCCAGAGACCGGGUAUCGCCCCUGCCAAGGUCUACCCUCACGACUGGGAGGAGGGCGACCUCGUCAUCUUCCACAACAGGGGUGUUCUGCACUCGGUCGUCGGCGCUUUCGCUCCGGACGAGGUCAGGUUGUUCCGACAGUGUAACAUCGCCGGGAGCUCCUUGCCUGUCGGGCCUGAUGGUGUGACGGUCUAA
This is a messenger RNA of Geosmithia morbida, 1125 nucleotides long. Its product is annotated as Alpha-ketoglutarate dependent xanthine dioxygenase. NCBI's taxonomy places the organism in Eukaryota, Fungi, Ascomycota, Sordariomycetes, Hypocreales, Bionectriaceae. Gene Ontology annotation, molecular function: oxidoreductase activity. The record is from RefSeq and is a predicted model, not a curated record. The transcript has 2 exons. Bases 1 to 1125 code for a protein of 374 amino acids.